AACUUUUAUGGGCAUCUUAUUUUACACAAAAGUUAACACAGACAACAGACACGACUCUGGUCCACGAAACAUUCUAUCGCCGCCCAGCCGUAACGCAAAAGCACUCAGCGCCAAAAAGGGGCCGACCGUCUCCUGGGCGGCCACCGCCCCUGCUAACCCCGCCCCCGUCACGGGUUUCUUUCCGUGCGUCCUUGCUAUUGGCUCCUUUCCGGGCGCCUUCGGUUGCCGUGAGACCGAGGCGAUGGCAACCAGGAGAAGCCAAACUUGGUCACCUGGUUCGCGGCGUGCCAGGGCGCGGAGCUCAUGGCGCUCUACGAGCUCUUCUCUCACCCGGUAGAGCGCAGCUACCGCGCUGGACUCUGCUCCAAAGCCGCGCUGUUCCUGCUGCUGGCCGCGGCGCUCACGUACAUCCCGCCGCUGCUGGUGGCCUUCCGGAGCCACGGGUUUUGGCUGAAGCGGAGCAGCUAUGAGGAGCAGCCGACCGUGCGCUUCCAGCACCAGGUGCUGCUCGUGGCGCUGCUGGGACCUGAGAGCGGCGGGUUCCUCGCCUGGAGCACGUUCCCCGCCUUCAACCGGCUGCAGGGGGAUCGCCUGCGCGUCCCGUUUGUUUCGACUAGAGAAGAAGACAGGAACCAGGAUGGGAAGAUGGACAUGUUACAUUUUAAGCUGGAGCUUCCCCUGCAGUCUACGGAGCACGUUCUCGGUGUGCAGCUCAUCCUGACUUUCUCCUAUCAGUUACACAGGAUGUCAACCUUCGUGAUGCAGAGCAUGGCAUUUCUUCAGUCCUCCUUUGCUAUCCCUGGAUCCCAGUUAUAUGUGAAUGGAGACCUGAGGCUGCAGCAGAAACAGCCGCUGAGCUGUGGCGGCCUAGAUGCCCGAUACAAUCCCUCAGUAGCCAGGGUCAAAAGGCCAUCUUGGUUAAUGGUUAAUGAUUGCCUUGCAGUUACCACCAUCCUGAGUGAUCCCAACCCCAUCUGGCUGGUGGGCAGGGCUGCAGAUGCUCCAUUUGUGAUUAAUGCUGUCAUCCGAUACCCUGUGGAAGUCAUUUCUUAUCAGCCAGGAUUCUGGGAGAUGGUAAAGUUCGCCUGGGUGCAGUAUGUCAGCAUCCUGCUUAUCUUCCUCUGGGUGUUUGAAAGAAUCAAGAUCUUCGUGUUUCAGAAUCAGGUGGUGACCACCGUCCCUGUGACAGCGACGCCCCGGGGAGAAGUGUGGAAGGAGCACUUAUCCUAGGAAGGCUGUUUCUGAGGGCUCAGCAGGACCGUGGCUGCCUCAUUGUCAUCUCCUGGGAACAUCUUAGGAUGUUUCUGAAAGAGCCCAGGGGACACAUGCGGGCUUGUGUGCUCUUCCCCUCGGAGACAAAGAACAGUUCUUCCCUUUGCUCUAUACAAGUUCCAUAUCUUCAGAGCUCCUGCAGAAUCAUCAGGGAGUAGUUUGUGGAAAGGUCUGAGGGUUCCUGGAGGCUGUAAUUAGCUUUUUGGGUUUUUCUUCUUUGCCUUAGCGUUGAAUUUCAGGAGAAAAUUGCAGUCAGUUCAGACAUCUUGGAAAGAGUCCCAUCUCUGGUCAAGCAGAGACUUUUCCUCUGUUGAGUGAGAAACACACUGUGCAUUUCUUCCUUCUACUGUGAGCCACUCUUACUCUUUUCAGGGCUCCCUUGUGACAAACAUGCCAAUCACUAGCACUUUGCACCCCUGGGCCUCUCCAUUUCCCAUUCAGAGCUUUGAUUUCCAGAGCUGAGGCCUUUCGCUGCAGACCUAGAGGGGCAGGGCCCAAGGGGGAGGGCCGCCUUGGCACAGGCAUGAGGGAGGGCCGCUGAAGGACACUCGGACCGUCCACCUGCCUCGGCCCGAAAGUCAGUCAUCUGUCAUCAGCUCAGCGGAGCAGCCCUGGAUGCCUGCCUGCCUGUGGCUGGCUCUUUGCCCUGUUUUGCCCUCUGUCUGCGCCCCUGGAUGGCAGGCUGAAGUCAGGGGGGCUGUUCAUUCCCAGCCCCCUCAGCAGCACUGGGGGAAGAAAAGGUUGUCACAACAGGUUCUUUCUGGCCCUCACUCAACAGCCUGGGCACUUGGCCCUCCUCCUCCUUGACAGCCCUCCCGCUUCUGGAAAGGACAGGGGUGACAAGAGUUGGUGUUGGGAUUGGCUCCCACUGCCUAACAACCACAAGUUUAUUUGGAAGGCUAGCGGGAAGCCCAGCGGCUUGUGUUUCCCUUGACUAAGGAACAGGGUGCUCAUUAGAGUGGGGCGGGCAGCUUUGGGAAGGACACAAGAAGCAGUGAGGGAGUAAGGAGGAUGCUGGCCCGGGCAGGCCAGUCUAGCCUGGCCACUAGCAGAAUGCCAAGCAGUCCAGCUGGAUUACCAGGGUGGCUGAGCAAGUGUCUGCGGGAGCAGAGAUGGCUGGAAGGGGCCUCUGCACAUGGAAGACGGCUUGUUCAGCCUGUUCACCUCCUGAGGACGCGAGCCGUCUCCUCUAAGGACAGAUGGAGCUGCUUCCUGAUCCCAAGCAGGUCGUUGCCACUGGAAGACAUGGCCUCUGUGAUUUAUGCAUCAUGCCCACAAACACACCUCUUAGUAUGUGCCUCUGUUUACCUUGGAGAUCAGCUCUCAUCUCCAGCACCGUUUCCUUUAGGCUGACUAAAAACAGUUUUGGAAACAAAGCUAUUGUCAAGUAUACAAGCAGAGGAAUUCCCUAACACUGUCCCCCUAGUCUUUUUUUUUUUUUUUUUUCAGGCUGUUUUAUAUGCCUAAAUUUUUUUCUUGAGAUAUAAAUGAAAAAUAGUUUCUUGUUUAAAUUCCCAUAAGGUAAUGAGAUAUGGAAAGAUGGCAAUAUAUGUGUAAACAUUGGUUUGUAUUUUAUUAAAUCAUUCUCAUGAAAAUUUUGUGUAAAGAACACAUGAUGUUUUGUAAUUUUCUAAUUAAAAUGUUCAAAAUGAGGCCGAGCAUGAUGGUUCAUCCCUGUAAUCUCAACACUUUGGGAGGCCGAGGCAGGAGGAUCACUUGAGGCCAGGUGUUUGAGGCUGCAGUGAGCUAUGAUCACACUACUGCACUCCAGCCUGGGUGACAGAGUGAGACCCUGUCUCUAAAGAAAAAAAAAAAAGUCAAAAUGGAA
Molecule: messenger RNA, 3100 nt
Organism: Cebus imitator (Panamanian white-faced capuchin)
Lineage: Eukaryota; Metazoa; Chordata; Mammalia; Primates; Cebidae
Gene: TMEM231
Product: transmembrane protein 231
Exons: 6
Coding region: 304-1230 (308 amino acids)
Biological process (GO): cilium assembly; regulation of protein localization
Cellular component (GO): ciliary membrane; ciliary transition zone
Source: RefSeq, a predicted model, not a curated record